AUGGGAUUUUUCUGUGACCUUCUUCACUUAGAACCAACUCCUUGCCCUCCUGGAACAUAUUCCAAUAUCUCAGGACAGAAAUCUGGAAGUCAUUGCAGGAUUUGCGACGCUGGAAAAUAUUUUCCUGCUUACAAUGCAACCACUUGCAUAUCUUGUCCAUCAGGAUAUAGUUGCCCAACGGCAACAGCUGUAGGAUCAAGCUGUGCAAGUGGACAGUUUUCUGUGAUUGGUCAGGGGAUUUGCCUGCAGUGUCCUGCGGGCUACAAAUGUCCCUCGUCAGAUCUGCUUCCGGUACAAUGUGAAGAGGGUUACUUCUCUGCUGAAGGCGAAAUAUAUUGUCAUAUUUGCCCAUCUGGAUUCUCGUGCAAUCCUGUAUUUCCAAGUGCAGGACCGAUUCCAUGUCCAACAGGCACAUUUUCUUUUUCAGGAAGUACUGUUUGCGAGGACUGUCCACCCGGCUACUAUACAAGUAUUGCAUCAAAUUGCUCAGAGCACGGUCAAGGAGCAUCGAAUUGCACUAUUUGUCCUCCUGGUCACUACUGCGCGAAUCAUUCAUUGCCAGCACGUUGCCCCCCUGGGAAAUAUGCACAAGGAGGUGAGCAGACAUGCUCAGAGUGCAUUGCCGGCUUUUUCUCUCAAGAGGCUGCAGAGAACUGCACUCCAUCGUGUCCCUAUGGAACCUUCUGCGAAGGAAAUUGCUCCUCUUGCAAUGUGUGCCCUCACGGAAAGUACAUGCCACAAACUGGAAGUGCGGAAUGUUUAGAUUGCCCGAUUGGAAGCUACUGUCCCAAUGCAUCAACUAUUUGGCCUUUGAGUUGCCCUGCAGGGUACUACUCUGAUCAAGGACAACAGGCAUGCAAUGCAUGCGAUGGUGGAACGUUUUCAAGUCAAGGGUCAUCAUCUUGCCACCAGUGCCCUGCUGGAUACUUCUGUACACAAGCGUCCACGUAUCCUUCAAUCUGCUCUCCGGGCACAUUCUCAUUGAACUCCUCGUCACAUUGUCUCAAUUGCGAACCUGGCUCUUUCUCAGAUUCUGGUUGGGCGUAUUGUGAAACAUGUCCGGCAGGAAUGCAAUGCUACAAUCAGCAACAUCCAGUACAGUGUAACCCGGGAACUUUUUCUGUUGGAAAUCAAAGUCAAUGCAAGCUUUCAUGCGAUGUUUGUCCUGGAGGGUUCAGUUGCCCUCCCGGCUCCACCGCGCCUGAACCAUGUGCACCAGGGUGGUAUUCUGUAGAAAAUGCUGCAGCAUGCUCUAGAUGUGCGCAAGGGACCUACUCCUCUCUCGUGAGUACUUCUUGUUCGACAUGCCCAGCUGGAAUGUUCUGUCCUUUCGGUCUUGGUCCAUUUGGAUGUCCUCCUGGUUACUAUUCCAAUGGUUCGUCUACUUCAUGCCACGUGUGUCCG
This is a messenger RNA of Guillardia theta CCMP2712, 1404 nucleotides long. RefSeq lists its product as hypothetical. Lineage: Eukaryota; Cryptophyceae; Pyrenomonadales; Geminigeraceae. The transcript is spliced from 3 exons. The annotation marks the transcript as partial. The record is from RefSeq and is a predicted model, not a curated record.